CAGAUCCAAACAUGAACAUCAUCGUCAAUUCCUUGUUACAACGUUUACCGGUUAAAAAGCUUUUAGCUUAAAUCGUAGGCUUCUAAGGUUCUAUGCUUUUUUGUUGGGAAAGUUGGGUUCCAACAUGUCCGAAACUAGACCUCAAUCGGACUUGAUUCAAAAUCCUAGAGUAACCUCGGAAGGUUGCAGUGUAUUGCUUGACAUCAAUGACGGUGAUCGCCUUGUUUUCGCUCGUCUCUCUGCCGGCUCGACCUUGAAAAUUGGGAACAAGACAUGCUCUUUGCAACCAUUGAUUGGAUGUCCCUUUGGUUCUCUGUUUCAAGUUGAAAGCGGAAAGGAAAGGCCUUAUCUUUCCCGCUUCGUUCCCAACUCCGAAGAGGACAAUGUUGAAGAUGAAGGAGGUUGUCAAUUACAAGAAGAAUCCCGAGACAACCGAGCAAUAAUUGAUAAUAAUCAAGCCCAAAGCCUCACCGGUGAAGAUAUUGACGCUAUGCGGAGACAGGGGGCAACGGGAAAUGAAAUUGUUGAGGCUCUCAUUGCUAACAGUGCAACUUUUGAAAAGAAAACGCAGUUCUCGCAGGAAAAAUAUAGACUCAAGAAGCAGAAGAAAUAUGCUCCCAGAGUACUUCUAAGACGCCCCUUUUCUCGAAGUAUAUGUGAGGCAUACUUAAAGAAGUAUCCAGCUCGGAUUGGAUUUUUGCGAGUGGAUGCUUUAUCUCUGUUGCUUUCAAUGGCUAAUGUUACUGCAAACUCAGAUGUCCUUGUAGUGGAUAUGGUUGGUGGACUUCUUACUGGCGCUGUGGCAGAGCGUUUAGGAGGUACAGGUAGUGUGUGCAAUACUUAUCUUGGAGGGACACCGUAUCCUAUGGAGAUAAUAAGGAUGUUCAACUUCAGUAAUGAAAUUUGUGAGAGAAUUUUGCGGUGUUCACUCAAUGACCUUUGUUCAGCCCAAAAUGGAACUGGUGAGCAAGUUGGUCAACAGGAAGAUGUCUUUACCGUGGAGAGUCAUUCUAAUUGCUUUCUUCAGGAACAAACAUCCUUAUCAGUUGGCAUGGAAGAGGUUCAUCUUUCGUCUGAAAGUGGAGUUGCGGGUCUUGUUCGUGAGAAUGAACUCUCUACAGUAAGCAAGACUCACAAAGCCCGAAAAGCUGGAGGCAACGCUCCAAAAGAAGCCAUUCAGUUAUGGAAAGAAAAUGGUUUCUCUAGCCUAAUUGUUGCUGCACCAGAGCAGGAUGCUUGGAGCUUAGUGAAAGAUUUGCUGCCCCUUCUAUCAUACUCAGCUUCUUUUGCAAUCUAUCACCAGUAUCUUCAGCCUCUUGCAACAUGCAUGCGCAAUCUGCAACUUGAGAAGAUGGCAAUCGGGUUGCAAAUUUCGGAACCUUGGUUACGCGAAUAUCAGGUUCUUCCAUCAAGAACCCAUCCUUGCAUGCAGAUGAGCGGAUCCGGGGGUUAUAUCCUAAGCGGUAUUCGGACAUAUACAAGCCAAUCCUCCUAGUUCCUAAAUUUCAAUAAACGAAAAGAUCACGUGUAUUAGUAACUCAACUCAAAAUGGUUGCUAAUGUAUUAUCACUUUUUUUUUAUGGGCAACUUUGAGCAUAAUUUUUCAAUGGAAAAUUACAAAAAAGUUACGUUA
Messenger RNA from Durio zibethinus, 1633 nucleotides. RefSeq lists its product as uncharacterized. The record is from RefSeq and is a predicted model, not a curated record. Lineage: Eukaryota; Viridiplantae; Streptophyta; Magnoliopsida; Malvales; Malvaceae. Gene Ontology annotation, cellular component: nucleus; tRNA (m1A) methyltransferase complex. Gene Ontology annotation, biological process: tRNA methylation.